GUAAAUGCCAAUACUAAGCGUAUGUACUUUUACAUUCUGCAAAAUUAAAAUGCAUGACUUUCCUCACUAAAAUAUCCGCGUACUUUCACAGUUGCAGAUAAUCAUCUCCGGCGUGCCGUCAGGAGCACAACUGUCGUGUUUUGAUGACGUCAUCCCUGGGACUUUCCGGAUACGUCAUUCGGGGCUUCUGAGUUAUUAAGCUAGCUCUCCCUCUGUGUCCAUGUCGUUUGACACUUUAAACGUCGCCUCAUUGCUCUAGACUACACAUCAAAAGACGCCAUGAAAACGCCAAAGGCCCCCAACGGCGCCGAGAGGUCUGAAUAUUGAGACGUCGGUGUCGGGAGCGACGGUCAGACACAGAGACGGAAUGUCAACAACGCUGCCCCUCCUCGGAAUGAGGCGAGUCGCCGAGCUAACGUGCGCCGAGCAGCCGGCCAGCAGGCUCCCUGCUGCCGCCGGGAGGCAGCAGCUGGAGGACCCCACCGUGGACGAGUUUACGGUGCUGGAGGAGAAGGAAACCGAGCUGAAAUGCGCGAGGCCUCGAAUGGAGCAGGUUUUCAAUGUAACGUUCACCAUUAUCGGUCUGCUGGACCACACGGGACCGCCGCACGGCGGCAACACGUCGCGGCAGAUAUGGCUGCAGCUCCGAGGGAACAGAGACGACGUGUCAAGGGCGAAGGAAUAUGUUCGAGGACUCUGUGACCCAGAGCUGCAGAAAGAAGAGCGGUACCCAGCGGACAUGCACUGUAUCUUUGCCGGUGCCCGGGGCCUCUUCCUGGACAGACUCGUACGCGACACGAGUGCCGAAGUGCUGGUGCCUGAGCCGGGCCGCCUGCGGUUGUUGGGCCGGGCUGAAUCCGUAGUGAUGGCCCAGAGCAGAGUUCAGCAGUUUGUAGCGCUGUUCCAGGCAAAGCGAAGUCUGCCUAGUGACCGAGAGCCCACAGUGAAGCGAGCGUUCAAGUCCUUUGUGGAGGAAAGGGACGACAAGUACACGAUGGAGCUCCUCCUGCUGCCCAGUGCCCUGAAGGAAGAGUUACUGGGACUGGCUCACAGCCCCACGACAACAAACACAUCCUCCCUGACGCUGCAUCCCAGCACGGCAGAGGUCGACCAGGACCGCUCGCAGAGCAGCACCCCCGUGACGGAGCUCUCCAACCGCAUCCUGGGCACCAGCUUUGAGGAGAAGGGGAGCGCCGCGGCAGGCGGGGCGACGGACUCGGGUCCCGACGCCGUCCUGCUGCUCAACGGCAUUCGGCCAUCGCACAAGCGGCGCUCGUCCGGGAGCGAGACCCGCGACACAAAGAGACAGUACUCCCUCGAGCGGAGGGACGAGUCGCCGGAGAGAGCGCGAGAGAGGACCAGGGUGGGCCGGGGAGGCAGCAGCAGCAGCUGCAGACCCAAAACCCCCUCGUCUUCAUCCUCCCUCUCCUUCUCCUCUUCCUCGGGAAAAGCAAACACUGUAGACGGCGCGAUCAUGUUGGACUCCAGUGACGGAGUCCUGGAUGACGGGGAGGCAGUAAGCCCAGAAACCAACCUCCGCUGCUUGGUCAACUUCUUCAGAACCAUGGGUUACCAGCAGGAAGUGGUGGAGCGCGUCGUCAAGGAAACGGGACAGACAGAAGACACCUUCCUCAUUCUGGAGAAAAUUGUUAAUGAGACCAAACGCUGUGAAGAGGAGUCAAACGGGGGAAAUGAAAGACGAUUGAACGCUGUGCGCUCUACGGACACUCCCUCCUCCUCCUCCUCUUCCUCUUCAUCAACAUCAUCCUCCACCUCCUCCUCCUCCGCUAUGGUCUCUCGAUUCAGAGAGCUGAGCAGAGCGUUGGUCGACCAGGGCAGGUCUAAAGAGAACAUUAAGCCCAACCAGCAUGGAGGCAGUAGUAACGGUCCGGGCCACCGGAGGCAGUGCAGCGGCAGUGAGACCAGCACUCAGCAGGCCGUCACUAUCAAGAGGAGCUCCAGUGCUCAAGGAGGAGCGGGAAACUACGACAUUAUUACCAUCGACGACGACGAAGACGCCGUCCUCAGCAACGGCAGAACGGCGGACACUCGGACAUCCCGGAUGAUGACGGUACCACCCCUGGACCCCCGGUCCGGAUCCAUAACGGACUACUUGGCGCGGGGAGGGAGCGGCGUCCCACAGAGGGACUUCCUGUCAAGGGGUGGCACUCAGACUUUGGGGGGAGCGGUGAAAGUUGAGACCGUGACGGCGCUGCGCAGCACGCCGCAGUGGCUGGCGGCCACCACCAGCUCCUUGACGUCGACCCCCAGCUCCGCUGAGCCCAUCCCCCGGCCCUCGCCCUAUCAGACCUUUGGCCACCCGGGGUUCCAUGGCGUCGCAGCCAGGACUCCUCCUGCCAACGACCCCCCGGCUCCCCCGGUCACUGGUUUCGCUCGUUUCCAUCAGUCGCUGCGGACCCCCUACACGCUGAAGUUGCCCAAUGACCCGGGACGCCAGGAGCUCAGGCACAUCAUCAUCGACGGCAGCAACGUGGCCAUGGCUCACGGCCUUCAUCAGUUCUUCUCCUGUCGAGGCAUAGCGCUGGCUGUGGAGACCUUUUGGAGGCGCGGUCACCGGGAGAUCACAGUCUUUGUCCCCCAGUGGCGCCAGAAAAGAGACCGGUUCACAACAGAGCAACAUUUUCUCAACCAGCUGGAGGACCUGAGACUGCUCUCCUUCACCCCCUCCAGAGAGGUGUGUGGCCAGAGGAUCUGUUCACAUGACGACAGGUUCCUGCUCCACCUCGCAGAAAAAACAGAUGGGGUCAUCGUAACCAACGACAACCUGAGGGACUUUGUGGACACCUCGGACACCUGGCGCAAGAUAAUUCAACGGAGGUUGCUUCAGUUUACUUUCGUGGAGGACCACUUCAUGAUCCCCGAUGACCCUCUGGGGAAGAAGGGACCUCACCUGGACAUCUUCCUGCGCCGAGACGACAGGAGGGCCCCGGUCACCCCUCCCCCACUGAGACCCCCAGACCUCCGGCUCUCCUCCCAGCAGCAGCCAGUUUACGCCCAGGCCCUCCAGUCCGCCCCUCGGCUCCUGGCCCCCACGCCUUGGCCCCCUCCCUCCCUGUUCCCCCACCCCAGUGUGCACUGGUCCCACUCCGGUCCCCCCGAAUGGCACCCGCCCCGCCGCUCCCCUUCCCCCUCGCCCCCACCACAGCGGGCCCCGGGCGAGACCUCGGAGCUGAAGAGAAAGCUGUACGACAUCUUCCCCGACCAGAAGCAGCGGAUCGACCACAUCCUCAGCGACAACCCGUACAUGAGAGACCUGAACGCCCUGUCGGGGCUGCUGCUGGGAUAACGAUCGGCACACACACACACACACACACACACACACACGCAGUACAUUGCAGCACAUAUGCAAGAAUCCAUACGUGUCGGCACAAACAUAAUUUAUUUCCCCCAAAAAUCAAUCCCCUCAAGACUGAUUUUUCAAAUAUGCUGCUACUGGCCGAUGUUCUUCUCGCUCUGCAUUUGAUUUACGGAGACGACGCAACCAAAAUAAAAGCCGACAGCCCAGUUUGUCAAGCACCAAGUCUUCUUCGUUCCGAUGAGUCAUUGCCCAUCCUCCGCAACAGUCCGGAGGUUCCUUGGCUGUGGAACCAGCACUGGGACCAACGACCGUGAACUGGUGACACCGGGUCAAGCUCAGUACUUGACGGGUUUCCUCUCCAGAACCUCGUUUACCGCCAGACUCCAACCAUUCUCAAUGAACCGGCUCUGAGCUUCUUAUGUACACAAAUUGGGACAGUCAGGUUUUCAACGUAUUAGUUUCUACCCGUGUUCUGUAGCAGUGAUCUCACAGCUUUCAGUCAACAGCGCCGCUGUUUCUUUUCUUUUUUUGGAAGUGUUUUCCUCGGAAGCAUGACGAUGAGAGGAGAUUACCAGCUGUGGCGUCACACAAAUCACCACUAGAGACAGUUAAUGUUGGACAAAAAAUUCCCCGAAAGUCAGAGUUGGAUGUUGGACCCAACUUUCCACAUUAUGGAAGAACGUCUCUGCGUUGUUUUAAGCUUUAUAGAUGGGCAGUUCUGACAGACAGGUCCUCUGUUAUACACGAUGUAUAACUACUCGUACUAAAGCCGCCCAUCUCUAUGCCUUAGCCCUCACUCUGGCCUCCACGCCUCAAAAGAUUACCCAACGGAAGCCCAUUCUUGAACAAAUGUCAAAAAGGAUAACGGCUAACUCAUGAACGCCGUCGUACCGUCCUUGUGUCCAGGAUGAGUCGUCCAGGAGGUUUUCCGAUAGAAGUGUCAUUGUUCCGCAGAAGUUCAGUUCGGGGGCGUUGGACCACACCACGAGACUUUGGAUUCAUCCGUUCAGCUAAAUCCACUUUUAAUUUGAAACUGCACACGUACGUGUGCUCGCCAGAAUAAAAUCUUGCAAAGAUGACAUAUUUACCAUGUUGCAUUUGUAAUUAGUGUUUAAAUAGCUUAAUUGAAUGCACUGAAGGCAAGUAACUGUCGUGAAAUGAGGUUUCAUCGAUAAAUCGUCGGGUCUUGUGGUUUUGUUUUCUUCUUUUCCCUCAUGCACCCAGAGCAUACAGGCCGCCGCAUCUGAGUUUUGUAAUAUAAACACAUUUCAUCUCCUUGUAAGGAGAAGAAUCUGCACAAAUCUUUUACAAGGCGUCUCAAAGUAAGUUCUGUUUGUACUUGCCAUGUUGUGAGGAUAACUGAAGGAGUUCUCUUUUUGUAUUAUAGUUGUUGUGUAUAUCAAUCUCUGUUCUCUUUUGUAAAUACAUGCAUUUUUGGCUACGUUGCACAUAUGGUCUUGUGUAUGUGGGGGGCAAAAGAAAUAAAUACGGCAGUUCCCAUAAAACAA
Molecule: messenger RNA, 4827 nt
Organism: Pseudoliparis swirei
Lineage: Eukaryota; Metazoa; Chordata; Actinopteri; Perciformes; Liparidae
Gene: n4bp1
Product: nedd4 binding protein 1
Exons: 12
Coding region: 368-3307 (979 amino acids)
Biological process (GO): negative regulation of protein ubiquitination; negative regulation of proteasomal ubiquitin-dependent protein catabolic process
Cellular component (GO): PML body; nucleus
Molecular function (GO): RNA binding
Source: RefSeq, a predicted model, not a curated record